AUUCCCCUUUGUUCGGGUUCGCCAUUUUGCUAGGCAGCGGCAGUGGCGGCGGCGGCGGCGGCUGGAGCCUCUGAUUGGGUUUCGGAGUCCGGUACUGGAGCCAAUCAGCGCGGGCAGCGAACCGGGGGAGCGAGGCACGGAGCGUACCUCACAGCCUUCUAGGAUCUCCAGAGCGGACAGGAAUCUCACUUGGAGGGACCAUGGAGCAGUAUACAGCAAACAGCAAUAGUUCAACAGAGCAGAUUGUUGUCCAGGCAGGACAGAUUCAGCAGCAGCAGCAGGGUGGUGUCACUGCUGUGCAGUUGCAGACUGAGGCCCAGGUGGCAUCCGCCUCAGGCCAGCAAGUCCAGACCCUCCAGGUAGUCCAAGGGCAGCCAUUAAUGGUGCAGGUCAGUGGAGGCCAGCUAAUCACAUCAACUGGCCAACCCAUCAUGGUCCAGGCUGUCCCUGGUGGACAAGGUCAAACUAUCAUGCAAGUACCUGUUUCUGGAACACAGGGUUUGCAGCAGAUACAGUUGGUCCCACCUGGACAGAUCCAGAUCCAGGGUGGACAGGCUGUGCAGGUGCAGGGCCAGCAGGGCCAGACACAGCAGAUCAUCAUCCAGCAGCCCCAGACGGCCGUCACUGCUGGCCAGACUCAGACACAGCAGCAGAUUGCUGUCCAGGGACAGCAAGUGGCACAGACUGCUGAAGGGCAGACCAUUGUCUAUCAGCCAGUUAAUGCAGAUGGCACCAUUCUCCAGCAAGUUACAGUCCCUGUUUCAGGCAUGAUCACUAUCCCAGCAGCCAGUUUGGCAGGAGCACAGAUUGUUCAGACAGGAGCCAAUACCAACACAACCAGCAGUGGGCAAGGGACUGUCACUGUGACACUACCAGUGGCAGGCAAUGUGGUCAAUUCAGGAGGGAUGGUCAUGAUGGUUCCUGGGGCUGGCUCUGUGCCUGCUAUCCAAAGAAUCCCUCUACCUGGAGCAGAGAUGCUUGAAGAAGAGCCUCUCUACGUGAAUGCCAAACAAUACCACCGUAUUCUUAAGAGGAGGCAAGCCCGGGCUAAACUAGAGGCAGAAGGGAAAAUUCCAAAGGAGAGAAGGAAAUACCUGCAUGAGUCUCGGCACCGUCAUGCCAUGGCACGGAAGCGUGGUGAAGGUGGACGAUUUUUCUCUCCAAAGGAAAAGGAUAGUCCCCAUAUGCAGGAUCCAAACCAAGCCGAUGAAGAAGCAAUGACACAGAUCAUCCGAGUGUCCUAACCCCAGGCCUUAUGAUGGAGCUGAUCAAUGUCAUGUUUCUCACCAGUUUCUCACUGUUCCAGGAAAUUGAUCAACUCUUCCAAUGGGACAUUGACGAUCACAUUCUGCCCUUUUCUACAGGACGGAAACCACUUAGUUUUUCCUAAGUGGCUCAGUAUUACAAUUGCAGCAAUGCCUGGCAAAUUGAAGUUGCAAGCCUUCGUCUACUCUUUCAGUCAGGACCUAUUUCAGACUGUUGAUGACACUGACAUUUCAUGGAUUCGGAUGAUGCAAGGAGACACAUGCCACCCCAGCAGUACACAAAGCACUUAUGUUGACUGGUGAAGUGAGCCAGCCAUCUCAGCAGGGAAAAACAACCUUCUCAACCAAAACUGCAAUCAGGAAAGCAGCAGCCCACUCCUUCCCAUGGAAUCUAGACAGUAUUUAUCCCUCUGGUGGGGGAAUCUCACACUGACUAACUGAAUGGACGCUUUGUAUUCAGAGAUGGCUUCCAAGCAAGGAAGUUCUAUCUUGUGAUAUGGAAACAAUAAAUUUCUGAGAUACAUUCUUCUAAUCUGUGGUAAUAAUAAGAAUUCCUGUCUGCCCAGAUGGUAGAUUGGUAUUUCUGGACUCUAGCCAAGAAAAAGCUAACUCUGGGGAUAGAAUGAUAAAAGACUCAAGCACUAAAAAUAUACAUUGCUGAAUCUCUUUUUCUAGCUUUGAAAAGUUGUGGCCUGCUUGUCCCUCUGUUGACUGGUCAUCUGGACCAUCGUACUUGCUGUGGCUACUUCUAAGACAAUGUAGAGGAUAUUGAACCUUGAAACUGCCUUUCCUAAGUAGAGAACAAGACUAUUCAACAAUUUCUUUGCCGAAGCACUGAGGACAUUUGUAGUACUCCUAAAGGGAGAGCCAAACUAGAGAUUUUCAGUCAUAGACUUUGUGACAGCAUUUGGGGAACUGAAAGGUUCAUGUGUUUCAUCCUAGGAGGAGAGAGUGGGGCGGGGGGGAGAGAGGGAGAGAGAGCAUGUACACCCAUACGUUAUCAUAGAGCACGAUUCUCCAGUGGAUGGAUACCUGGAGUGGAUCAUUAAGAUGAAGAGAGUAAUUCACACUCUAGAACCUUUAACAAGCACUGAAAGGAAGAAGCCUGAGAUUUGGUCCUUGGCAAUUUCUGGAAAGCACUGAUCAGUCACGCUGUCCUGAACAGAGUCUAAGUUACCCACUAAAGCUUGAGGUGGAUGUUGGCUUCACUCCCGCAGCACAAUGCCGGCCCUAGAAAACGAGCAUUUUCAUUCUUCCCAUGGCAGCUGAUUCUUUGGUGCCAGUUUUCAUGUUUUCUCCAUAGGCCUUGUGCAGAAAGAUUUUCUCAUUGCAUCCGUACUGUGAGAAUAAACUGCAGACUAGAAAGAAACAUGCCUGCAGGAUCAGGAACUGGGCCACUGUUCCCAGAAUGGGUUGUGCCUCAGAAUUCUAUUUCUCUUUUAGAUGUUGAACCCUGAGAGAACUAAGAUGAUAUUUCAGAAGAGUUGGCUGCCUUCUCUGGAAACAAGGAAAACCCAAUAAUUCUGAGGAACAUUGGGGGUCAAAUACCAAGAAUAAAAAUUGGUUCUUUGACUUCAGCUUAACUGUAUUAAGAUAGAAAUUAAGCCCUCUAAAAACACCACAGAGAGAUCAUUGUAAUGAUAGAAAUGGAGGUACAGAGCUAUGCAAAGGAAACAGGAAGUGAAAUCUUCCUAGUCCCAGGAAUCUGGUAAUCUGUCCUGGCUUCCAGAUGUCAAGGGCUGAUCCUUUGGUAAGCUCACUAGAAACUUCUGGCUCUCUACAAGAGUUUGGGAUAUUAAUGUUAUUCAGUAAGUCCCAAGUUUUUCAGAGGAUAGAUUACUAACAAUGAGGAAUUUAUAUUCCUUGGUUAAUUUAGGAGACUAAGAUGCAGAGUUCAGAAAGAAAUUAUUGAGAUCUAACUCUGAGUGCUUAAGCCGCCAACAGUUAGAAGAUGCUAUUUAUUUGUGUCUGUAAGUUUGUACAUAGUAAUGCCAACCUUGUUGCUGAAUUUUUUAUUUGUGGGGGAUGAGUUUGAAUUUUGUUUGAAAUGCUUCAGUUGUCAUUCUGUCAUUGCAUUUCAAAUAGCUCAUGACCCUUUUCUUGUGGUCACUUUAGCACACCAUAGUAGCCCACAAAGUUGGGGCAGGGUAUUGACAUUUGGAUUUUUUCUUUGAUUCUAGUUCUUUUAUUCAUUUUUAUUUGUGACUGUAGUGAUGACUUCACAGAUGGAGAAAGAGUGAAUGGAUGAAUGGAUAAUUGGUUUAAUGCCUAGUUAUGCAACUUGAGUGCUUUUUUUUUUUUGCAGGAUAAUUUAAAGUGUAUAUAUUUUAACUGCACUGGUACAUUGAACAUGUCAGUGUCGAUGCCACUGGACCAACAGAGCAUUUUGUGGCUAUAGGGUGCCUGGUAAUAAUGUCUUGAUUUUUCUUUGGGACUCAACUAUAUCGAAGGUUUUUCCCCUAGCAGUAUGGGGGUGUACAGGUGAUCGAUCAUUAAUGUCAUUGCAAUUGUUAUUUUUUAAAAUAAAUUUAUAAAAAUAACCGAAAAGUAAUGUGACUUUUGGGGAAUCUGCAACUCCUGGGUUCUAGGUUGUGUUUCCAAUGUUGAAAUUGUGACCUCUGCCGACAAGACAUGUCUGCAUGGAUGGUGUCUCUGUAAACAGUAUCAAACUUG
Molecule: messenger RNA, 3938 nt
Organism: Rhinopithecus roxellana (golden snub-nosed monkey)
Lineage: Eukaryota; Metazoa; Chordata; Mammalia; Primates; Cercopithecidae
Gene: NFYA
Product: nuclear transcription factor Y subunit alpha
Exons: 10
Coding region: 201-1244 (347 amino acids)
Biological process (GO): regulation of transcription by RNA polymerase II
Cellular component (GO): CCAAT-binding factor complex
Molecular function (GO): DNA-binding transcription factor activity, RNA polymerase II-specific; RNA polymerase II cis-regulatory region sequence-specific DNA binding
Source: RefSeq, a predicted model, not a curated record